GUGGCUUCUUGCUGAUAGAGAUUAAGUAAGUCUUUUUUCAUUCACUGCUUUAAUUUGUUUAAGUUUUCCUGAAGAAGGGCUUCUUUUCGCUUUUGUCAUGUGACUUUAUUCACAGAUUUGGCACGCAUGAAAACAGAUGGACAACGUUGAGCAAACUGACCGGCCUCGCUCCAGGCAGCUUGUUCUCGCUGACGCCCUGGACGAAGCACAGCUGGAUCUCCUCGGGCAGAGGCUAGAAAAGAAGUCUCUGUCACUUUCGGAGAGGGUAAAGUCACAAUGUCGGUGUUCUGGUUCCAGGAUAAAAAGCUUCGUGCUGGAGGUUAUUCCCGUCCUGUCAUGGCUCCCUCAUUACUCCGUCAGACACAACGCCGUCGGAGAUCUGGUGUCUGGCAUCAGCGUUGGGAUCAUGCAUCUACCACAGGGUAUGGCCAAUGCCAUGUUGGCAGGAAUUCCUCCAGCAUUUGGUCUGUACACUUCUCUUUAUCCUCUGAUCGUCUACUUCAUCUUUGGCACUUCCAGACACCUCUCCAUCGGUACCUUUGCCGUCCUGUCCAUCAUGAUUGGGACUGUGACAGCUAAUGUGGAGUUGCUUAGCGACGGUGAUGAAGCAGCUGUUGAAGCAGCCAAAGUAAACGUAACGGUGCAAGUCACCUUCCUUUGUGGCCUAAUACAACUCCUUUUGUACCUGCUGCGGGGAGGUGUUGUGUGCCGCUGGCUGUCGGAUCCUGUAAUCAGAGCCUACACCACAGCAGCCGGCCUGCACAUGAUCAUCGUACAGCUGCCGCUAAUGACAGGAGCACCAGUACAGAAACAUACUGGACUGCUGGCUUCACCUAGGACUUUCAUAGAUGUUCUGUAUGGAGUGACCAAUGUUGUAACAGGAACUCUGUUAGUCUCUACGGUUUCUUUGGUGAUACUCAUCGGAGGCAAACUGCUGAAUGAGCGCUUUAAGAACAAACUGCCUGUCGCCAUACCAUGGGAGCUUAUACUGAUUGUUCUCAGCACCCUCCUGUCAGUACAGAUGGAUCUGGCUGGACAGCACAGAGUCCAGGUGGUGGGACACAUACCCAGUGGCCUGUCUCCCCCAGCUCUUCCCUCCUUGUCUCAGUCCAGAGAGCUUUUCAUUCCAGCUCUGUCCUUGGCUUUGAUUGGCUUCAGCUUCCUCUCAGCCAUGGGCUCAAUGUUUGCCAACAAACAUGGCUACAGUGUGGAUCCGAGUCAGGACCUGCUGGCCCUGGGUCUAUGUAACACCAUAGGAGGGAUGUUUCAGUGCUUUGCUGUCAGCUGCUCCUUUUCUCGCAGCACGGUCCAGGAAAGCAUCGGCGUCAAAACACAGAUGGCUGGUCUGGUGUCAGCUCUGUUGAUUCUGACAGUCUUGUUGGAGAUUGGUUAUCUCUUUGAGCAGCUGCCAAAGGCAGUGCUGGCAGUGAUUAUCGUGGUGAACCUUCAGGGCAUACUGGCUCAGUUCAGAGAUGUGCGUCUGCUCUGGAAGUCUGACAGAUUAGACCUGCUCGUGUGGAUAGUGUCACUGACUUCCACCUUCAUUUUUAACCUGGAUCUGGGUCUGGCUGUGGCUGUCGUCUUCUCUCUGGUCACACUCCUUUACAGGACACAACACUCCACCACCCUUGUUUUGGGUCACAUUCCUGGUACAGACUGUUACAGAGAUGUGGAGCUCUACCUUGAGGCGAGGCAAAUUCCAGGCGUGACGAUACUCACAUGUUCCAGUCCACUUUACUUUGCCAACUCUGAACUGGUGUUCACAAAGAUCAGACAGACGGUGAAUCAUGGUCAGAAGGAAAACUCAGCUGGAGUUCACAUCGCUGCUUCUUCGGUUUCUUCCCCCCCAGCGCAGACACACAUGCACACCUACUGCUUGGUUCUGGAUCUCAGCUCUGUUACCUUCAUGGACUCUGUGGCCAUGACGGCACUUUGCAAGGUUGUAGAAGUCUUGGACAUCCAGGGUGUCGGUGUUUUUCUGGCAGCUUGCCCAGAGAAAGUUUUAUCCCAGCUCCAGACACAGGGCUGUAUACCAGACAGCCUGCCCCGCUCCUGUCUCUUUCCAUCGGUCCAUCAUGCCGUCCAGCACUGCCUCACCAUCCUGCCCAGGUCUCUGGAGACAUCAGCAGAUGGUUUGCCUCUUCCCUGGUGAAGCUCUCCCUGUCAUUCACAGCAGUCACUGUCAGCUCUUGGUUGUUUGGGGAUUCAAUCAAUCAAAAAUAUGCAACCUCUUCACCAUGUGUUCACAUUGGCAGUAUGAAUGAUGAAAUGUCAUCUCAUGAGUUUUGAUGAAUCUGGCUGAAUCUGAGCACUCAUUUUGCUUGUGUAUGUCUUGGCAUUCACCCCGUUGCUUCUGCCAGCAGUAAAUCCUCAAUAAAUGUCAUGUUGCCAGUGUCUUUGGCAGCCAAACAUGCCCAAGUAACUUUGACGUCUCUCUAACAGAUUAAUGCUUUGUUUGAAUCAGAUUAUUCAUAUUAUUCACUUGUGCACUCAAUUUGUAAUAUUGACAGGCAAUUCCAUCUCAUCGUAACAAGUGACUCUCAACUCUCAUUGUUUUUUCCUUCUUGAAACUUAAGUUUAUAGAAAUCACAGCUGCCCAGAAUAUAUCAUAUUGCAGAUGAAGUACUAUUCAUUAACUGCCCAAAUAUUGUAUUCUUCAUGCUAGGUGUAGUACUAGCAUGCAGAAUGCAAUACUACUACUGUGCCAUACUAGUACUGUUGUUGCAAUACUGGUACACCGCAAUAAACAAAGUGGAACAUACUUUACAAACAGUGCAUAGUGAAAUCUAAAUGGAUCUGAGUGGUGUCUAAAUGCACUUCAGAGCAGCAUUACAGAAGAAGAGCACACUAAGUUUGUAAAAAUCUGUGUGUGUGUUGAUUUUUCCCUUCCCACUAUAGUUACUAUUAACAUGACUGUAAUGAGGAAAGCUAAAAUUAAAAUGCAUGUAACUAUAUUGGUGCCAUCACGGUUGGUUAACGGUGGUCUGGAUAAAGUUUGUGACGUGGGCUUCCAGAUGCAGAUCAUUAACCUUGACUAGACUAUCUUUUUCAGAGAGACUGCAAAUCUAAGUCACUGGGUCAGAAAGUAAUAGCCUAGCUUCACGCUGUUGCAUUACUGUUGCAAACUAAUCAGUAAGACCUGGUUGAAUAUCAACCUGGUUUCUGGUACCGGCUGUCCAUGUUCUUCUAAGAAAAUGUCCAUGGGUGGAAAGAUUAAAACUGAGCAAAGUUCACUGUGAUGUUAAAAACCCUUCUAGUUAAAAUAUGCUGGUGAAGUUCGUGAAGAAAGUCAGAGCCUUUUUUGUAAGUCGACAAAGAGGCUACAUUAUGAGAAGUCAAUAUUCUUUCCUGAGGACAAAAUCUCACCAGAUCUGUCUGCUGUGCCUUUGGUGAAAUGAAGUAAGAAGCCCUGAAAACAAGAAACUCGUUUGUAAGUUCUUAACCUUCUGGGCUCUUUACUGCUGUGUCUGAUGUUUCAUGUUAUGGUGUAAAAAUGUAUAAAUUCAAAUGAUUUUAACAAAAAGAUUAACUUAAUCAAUUUCUUUUUAACACGAGUUCCUUUGUAAUGCUAACACAACCCCCCACCACCCCAAAAAUCUGUCUUCUUUAGUUUCUUUAAACUGUGCAACAGUAAUAUAACAAAAAAAUCGAUACAGUAAAAAGUGUUGUUGUUUAAACUGUGUUGAAUUUCAGUCUUUUUGAAAUGCUAUGUGCUCCGUUUACUAUUAACAUGACAAUGAUGAGUAAAAUAAAUGUUUAUACAAUACUA
Messenger RNA from Oreochromis niloticus (Nile tilapia), 3769 nucleotides. It is a transcript of the gene slc26a6.1, whose product is annotated as solute carrier family 26 member 6, tandem duplicate 1. Gene Ontology annotation, biological process: sulfate transmembrane transport. The coding region runs from base 137 to 2152 and encodes 671 amino acids. The record is from RefSeq and is a predicted model, not a curated record. Gene Ontology annotation, cellular component: membrane. The transcript has 19 exons. Gene Ontology annotation, molecular function: secondary active sulfate transmembrane transporter activity. NCBI's taxonomy places the organism in Eukaryota, Metazoa, Chordata, Actinopteri, Cichliformes, Cichlidae.